GGCUCACCGAUUCGAGCCUCGAUAUUUCAUUCCCCAACACCAACCGCUCUUAACACUUUGACGCCGUUCCGAAUCGACACCUACCAGAACGACGAUUUCUCCCCGCUGUUUCGAGUUUCCCCGCAAGCAUUCUCCGCACACAUCGAGCUAGGACGGCGAGUGAGGGGCCCGCGGUGGUCGUGGCCUACAUUUGUAAAGCGUUGCGAUGGCGGUCAACAGGAUAAGAGGCGCCUUCGCGGUGCCGAGGAAGGGAGAGACGUUCGAACUGAGGGCAGGCUUAGUAUCCCAAUAUGCAUACGAACGGAAGGAAGCCAUUCAGAAGACCAUCAUGUCCAUGACACUGGGCAAGGAUGUGUCUGCGCUGUUCCCUGACGUACUCAAGAACAUUGCGACUGCGGAUCUCGACCAGAAGAAGCUGGUGUAUCUAUACCUUAUGAACUACGCCAAAUCGCAUCCCGACCUGUGUAUUCUCGCCGUCAAUACGUUCGUCCAAGACUCGGAAGAUCCAAACCCCCUGGUACGCGCGCUCGCCAUACGGACAAUGGGCUGUAUUCGGGUAGAGAAAAUGGUAGACUACAUGGAAGAACCCUUGCGCAAAACGCUCAGAGACGAAUCGCCAUAUGUCCGGAAAACGGCAGCUCUUUGCGUCGCGAAGCUGUACGAUCUGAACCCCGCUCUAUGCAUAGAGAAUGGCUUUAUCGAGCAAUUGCAAGAGAUGGUUGGCGACCCGAACCCUAUGGUGGUCGCAAACUCGGUCACAGCGCUCGUCGAGAUACAGGAAACAAGUCCCGAAACAAAAGCUUUCACCAUCACCGCCGUAACGCUCAAGAAGAUGUUGAUGGCUCUCAAUGAAUGCACAGAAUGGGGUCGCGUUACUAUCUUGACUACCCUUGCCGACUACAAAGCGCAAGAUAUAAAGGAGGCGGAGCACAUUUGCGAGAGGGUGUCACCUCAGUUUCAGCACGUAAAUCCGAGUGUGGUGCUCGCUGCUGUGAAGGUUGUCUUCCUGCAUAUGAAGAACAUCUCGCCCGAGCUCGUCAAAUCAUACACCAAAAAAAUGGCGCCACCACUAGUUACACUCAUCUCCUCCGCACCUGAAGUCCAAUAUGUGGCUCUUAGGAACAUUGACCUGAUCCUCCAAAAGCAGCCUGACAUUCUGAGCAAAGAGAUGCGCGUCUUUUUCUGCAAGUACAAUGAUCCGCCAUACCUGAAGCUCCAAAAACUCGAUAUUAUGGUUCGGAUAGCGAACGACAAGAACGUGGACCAGCUGCUGGCGGAAUUGAAGGAAUAUGCCAUGGAAGUUGACAUGGAUUUUGUCCGACGAGCAGUCAAAGCCAUCGGUCAAGUGGCCAUCAAAAUCGAAAGCGCGAGCGAAAAAUGCGUAAACACUCUCCUGGACCUGAUCAACACCAAAGUAAAUUACGUGGUACAGGAAGCAGUAGUAGUGAUCAAGGACAUAUUCCGAAAGUACCCUGGAUACGAAGGCAUAAUACCGACGCUUUGUCAAUGUAUCGAUGAGCUGGAUGAGCCAAAUGCCCGAGCAGCUCUCAUUUGGAUCGUGGGCGAAUACGCUGAGAAGAUCAACAACGCUGGUGAAAUUCUCACUAGCUUUGUUGACACUUUUGCGGAAGAGUUCACUCAAGUACAACUCCAGAUCCUUACUGCUGUUGUCAAGCUUUUCUUGAAGAAGCCGGACGAAUCCCAAGGUUUAGUACAAAAGGUCUUGCAGGCGGCAACAGCAGAAAACGACAACCCCGAUAUCCGUGACCGAGCAUACGUCUACUGGCGAUUGCUGUCCAGUGAUCCCCAGGUCGCAAAGAAUAUCGUCCUCUCUGACAAGCCCGCAAUCACCAGCACUAUCCCGGCUAUGCCGCCUCAAUUACUAGAACAGCUCCUGGCGGAGCUCUCGACGCUUGCUUCAGUGUACCACAAGCCUCCGGAGGCCUUCCUCGGCCAGGGCCGGUAUGGUGCAGAAGCCAUGCAAAGAGCCGCCAUCGAGGAACAACGAGAGAAUGCGCUCGAGAACCCUAUUGCUGCAGACGCUGUCGCAGCGGCCGCUUCUGGUGGCCAGGCAGCACCUCAAUCAAACAUUGAAAACCUGCUCGACAUCGAUUUCGAUGGCUCCGCACCAGCAUCAUUACAGAAGCAGCCUUCAAAGGGCGAAUCGGGAUUGGAAGGGCUGGCUGGUACGCCUCAGCGUGUUGCUUCACCUGCAGCAGGGAACGCUGCACCUGCAUCGACUAUGGACGACUUGAUGGGUCUUUUUGGAGAAGGUGGUGGAGGGGCACAGCCUACGGGUCCGAUGACCAACGACGACAUCAUGAACGGUUUUGCUGGCAUGAACAUAUCAGGAAACAGCCAACCACCGCCGCCACAACAGCAGCUGGGCGGACAGUCUGCACCAAAGAGCAACCAGGAUCUGUUGGACCUGUUCUAGACGUGUCUCGGGCGAUCAGUAUCUCAGGUUUUGUCGGGUGAAAAGCUGUCGAUAGCAUUUUGCGGGCGUAUUGCGGGCUGCGAGGGCUGCGAGCUUGUACGAGACUAUGUAGACAAUGAACAGGCCGCAAUGUACAUGGCUACCUUGCCGAGGAAUAUGCGAC
Paraphaeosphaeria sporulosa is the source of this 2600-nucleotide messenger RNA. Its product is annotated as vesicle coat complex AP-1/AP-2/AP-4, beta subunit. Gene Ontology annotation, cellular component: membrane coat. Lineage: Eukaryota; Fungi; Ascomycota; Dothideomycetes; Pleosporales; Didymosphaeriaceae. The record is from RefSeq and is a predicted model, not a curated record. Bases 329 to 2437 code for a protein of 702 amino acids. Gene Ontology annotation, molecular function: clathrin binding. The transcript is spliced from 8 exons. Gene Ontology annotation, biological process: intracellular protein transport; vesicle-mediated transport.